This is a messenger RNA of Erythranthe guttata (spotted monkey flower), 3417 nucleotides long. RefSeq names its product multiple C2 domain and transmembrane region protein 6. The record is from RefSeq and is a predicted model, not a curated record. Lineage: Eukaryota; Viridiplantae; Streptophyta; Magnoliopsida; Lamiales; Phrymaceae.
CCCCCUCUCUCUCUCUCUUCACCCCCCCCACACACACACACACCUACCUGUUUGUUGCCUUGUUUUUUCAACCUUAGCUUUUCUAUCCCUUACCUAAAUCCCCAGAGAGAGAAAGUUGAAGUUGGUGUAAUCAUCAUCAUCAAUGGUGAAGCUUGUAGUUGAAGUCCUGGAUGCCAAUGAUCUGAUGCCUAAAGAUGGGCAUGGCAACGCCAGCCCUUUUGUGGAAGUAGUGUUUGAAGAGCAGCGCCAAAGAACUUCAACCAAGUCUAAAGAUCUGAACCCUUGUUGGAAUGAAAAACUUGCUUUCAAUAUCCAGAAUCCCAGAGAUUUUCCAAAUAAAACAAUUGAGGUUUUGGUCUACAACGACAACAAUAAUGGACAGCACAAGAAUUUUCUUGGAAGGGUUAGGAUUUCUGGCAUGUCUGUUCCUCUCUCUGAGCACGAAGCCACUCUUCUUCGGUACCCUCUUGAUAAAAGAGGUCCCUUUUCUCGGGUCAAGGGUGAUAUUGCUUUGAGAGUAUAUGCUGUGCAUGGUGGUUUUGAUGAAUUCCAUUCUUUCGAUCCAGUCAAGCAAGUUUUGCACCAGGCCGAAGCUGUGGAGAACCACUAUAAUCAUAAUCAAAAUCAAAAUCAUCAUCAUCACAAAGGCCCAGAAACCACUUCUACUCCGCUGCAGGAGAUUAAUAAUACUAAUAAGUUUGAGGAUGAGUAUUACUACAAGGAAAACCACGAGAAAAACAUAAAGAAAAAGAAGGAAAAGGAGGUCAGAACUUUUUACUCUUUGGGGACUGGUUCAGGAGGUGGGGGCCCCCCUCCACCGCCUGCUGAAAAGCCAGUUUUCGUGGAGACUCGGAGCGAUUUUCACAAGGCCGGAGCAGCACCAGCAGCCACUAUGAUGCAAAUGCAAUUUCCGGGGCAGAAACCAGAGUACGGAGUGGUGGAGACUAGACCUCCUUUGGCUGCAAGAAUGGGUUAUUGGGGAAGGGACAAAACUGCGAGCACUUAUGAUUUGGUGGAGCAGAUGAAUUUUUUGUAUGUUAGUGUUGUCAAGGCUAAGGAUCUUCCUGUGAUGGACAUGACUGGAAGUCUGGAUCCCUAUGUGGAGGUGAAAGUUGGGAAUUACAAAGGGGUCACUAAGCAUUUGGAGAAGAACCAGUAUCCCGUUUGGAACAGCACUUUUGCGUUUUCAAAGGAGAGACUGCAGAGCAAUUUGAUCGAAAUUAGUGUCAAGGACAAGGAUUUUGGGAAGGAUGAUUUUGUGGGGAAAGUGUUGUUUGAUCUAGCAGAGGUGCCUCAACGCGUGCCUCCGGAUAGUCCUCUGGCUCCCCAGUGGUACAAAUUGGUGGACAAGAAAGGGGAUAAGUUCAAUCACGGUGAGGUCAUGCUUGCAGUUUGGAUGGGUACACAAGCUGAUGAAGCCUUUUCAGAGGCUUGGCACUCUGAUGCUCACAGCUUAAGCCAGCACAGCCUUGCAAAUACGAGAUCCAAAGUAUAUUUCUCCCCAAAACUUUAUUACCUUCGAGCCCAUAUCAUGUUAGCACAGGAUCUUGUCCCUUCGGACAAAGGACGACAGCCUGAUACAUUUGUGAAGGUGCAGCUGGGGCAUCAAAUCCGAGUCACUAGGCCUUCACCAAUGAAGCACGUCAAUCCAGAGUGGAAUGAGGAGCUUAUGUUUGUGGCUUCUGAGCCUUUUGACGAGUAUAUAAUCAUCAGUGUGGAGGACAGGAUUGGACCGGGCAAGGAUGAGGUGAUUGGAAGGAUCUUUAUACCGGUUAGAGAAGUUCCACAGAGAGUAGAAACUUCUAAGCUGCCAGAUGCCAGGUGGUUUGCUCUCCAAAAGCCAUCUAUGGCAGAGGAAGAAGGGGAUAAGAAGAAAGAGGCGAAAUUUGCUAGCAGAAUUCUCCUUCGACUCUGCAUAGAUUCAGGUUACCAUGUCCUCGACGAGUCCACCCAUUUCAGCAGCGAUCUUCAGCCAUCAUCCAAGCAUCUGAGAAAGCCCAGCAUUGGACUUCUUGAAGUUGGUAUCUUGAGUGCUAGAAAUCUGCUGCCGAUGAAGGGCAGAGAAGGUAGAAUGACAGAUGCUUAUUGCGUAGCAAAGUAUGGGAACAAAUGGGUCCGGACCAGAACGCUUCUAGACACCCUGCAUCCCCGUUGGAACGAGCAGUAUACUUGGGAAGUUCACGAUCCUUGUACAGUGAUAACAAUUGGUGUCUUUGACAACUGCCACAUCAAUGGGAAGGAUGAUGUGAAGGAUCAGAGGAUUGGCAAGGUUAGAAUUAGGCUCUCAACCUUGGAGACCGAUCGAAUUUACACCCAUUCAUAUCCAUUGCUGGUUCUUUCACCAUCUGGUUUGAAGAAGCACGGGGAGCUCCACUUAGCAAUACGUUUCACAUGCACAGCCUGGGUGAACAUGGUUGCACAGUAUAGCAGACCACUGCUCCCAAAGAUGCAUUAUGUUCAACCGAUAUCAGUUAGGCACAUUGAUUGGCUACGACACCAGGCAAUGCAGAUAGUGUCUGCAAAACUAAUACGGUCUGAGCCGCCACUUAGAAAGGAGAUAGUGGAGUACAUGUUGGAUGUGGAUUACCAUAUGUGGAGCCUUAGGAGGAGCAAAGCCAACUUCCACCGCAUAAUGUCCCUUCUUUCUGGGAUUUCAUAUGUCGCCAGAUGGUUCGGUGGCAUCUGUUACUGGAAAAAUCCUCUAACAACUAUCCUUGUCCACGUGCUGUUUCUGAUACUAGUAUGCUACCCAGAGCUGAUAUUGCCUACAAUAUUCCUCUACCUCUUUGUGAUUGGUUUGUGGAACUACAGGUUGAGGCCAAGGAUUCCUCCCCACAUGGAUGCUCGUCUUUCUCAAGCAGAGAACACUCAUCCAGAUGAACUAGACGAGGAAUUCGAUACGUUUCCAACGUCAAGACCAUCUGACAUUAUAAGGAUGAGGUACGAUAGGUUGAAAAGUGUUGCAGGAAGAGUUCAAACUGUGAUUGGAGAUUUGGCAACACAAGGAGAAAGGGCACUGUCUAUAUUGAGCUGGAGAGAUCCCAGGGCCACAGCCAUCUUUAUUAUAUUUUCAUUGAUCUGGGCUGUUUUUUUGUACGUUACUCCUUUCCAAGUUGUGGCGGUGCUGAUUGGGCUUUACGUGCUGCGCCAUCCUCGUUUCAGAAGCAAAAUGCCAUCAGUGCCUGUCAAUUUCUUCAAGAGAUUACCAGCAAGGUCAGACUCCCUUCUCUGAGAUUAUAUAAUAGCAGAAAUUUUUAUUUGGUAAAUAAAUUCAAUAAAGUAUGAAACAGUUGCCAAACGUGAAUUCGCUUCUCAGAGGCAUAGCACCUCCCCCUAUAUCUCCAGUUUAUGUAUUCAGAAUAAUAAUUUCCGUUCUCUAAUUUUUUGAUAAUAUUCAAUAUUUUAUUGAAAGAAGAA